Messenger RNA from Lotus japonicus, 1257 nucleotides. RefSeq names its product probable xyloglucan endotransglucosylase/hydrolase protein 7. The record is from RefSeq and is a predicted model, not a curated record. Gene Ontology annotation, cellular component: cell wall; apoplast. Gene Ontology annotation, biological process: xyloglucan metabolic process; cell wall biogenesis. Gene Ontology annotation, molecular function: hydrolase activity, hydrolyzing O-glycosyl compounds; xyloglucan:xyloglucosyl transferase activity. NCBI's taxonomy places the organism in Eukaryota, Viridiplantae, Streptophyta, Magnoliopsida, Fabales, Fabaceae. The transcript is spliced from 4 exons. Bases 78 to 962 code for a protein of 294 amino acids.
UCUUGUAUAAAUAACACACUCUCCCCACUUCCAUUCCACAACAAUAACUUUCUUACAUAUAUACAUAUCACAUUUCCAUGGCCAUCUUUUACCCUUCUAAAAAUGCUGGUGCCUUUUUUCUGUUAUCAUUAUGUGUUCUAGUGUCUUCUGUGUGUGUUUGGGGACGACCAGCCACUUUUCUGCAAGACUUUCAUGUCACCUGGUCUGAGUCCCACAUCAAGCAAAUUGAUCAGGGAAGGGCAAUUCAACUCACUCUAGACCCAAACUCAGGAUGUGGGUUUGCUUCCAAGGUGAAGUACAUGUUUGGCCGUGUUAGCAUGAAGAUCAAACUCGUCCCUGGAGACUCAGCUGGCACAGUAACUGCAUUUUAUAUGAACUCUGACACUGACUCUGUUCGUGACGAGCUGGAUUUUGAGUUCUUGGGCAACCGUACUGGACAACCUUACACAGUUCAAACAAACAUCUACGCUCAUGGAAAGGGUGAUAGAGAACAAAGGGUCAACCUCUGGUUCGAUCCUUCUGCAGAUUUCCACACUUACACAAUCAUGUGGAACCAUCACCAUAUUGUGUUCUAUGUUGAUGAUUUUCCUAUCAGAGUGUACAAGAACAAUGAAGCCAGAGGAAUCCCAUACCCAAAGAUGCAAGCAAUGGGAGUGUACUCAACAUUAUGGGAAGCAGAUAAUUGGGCAACAAGAGGUGGUUUAGAGAAAAUUGAUUGGAGCAAAGCACCAUUCUACGCUUACUACAAGGACUUUGACAUUGAAGGUUGCGCAGUGCCAGGACCUGCAAACUGUGCCUCAAAUGUCCAGAGAAACUGGUGGGAAGGAGCUGAAUAUCAAGCUCUUAGUGCCAUUGAAGCCAGAAGGUACAGGUGGGUUCGUAUGAACCAUGUGAUCUAUGACUAUUGUCAAGAUAGGUCAAGGUUCCCAGUGACCCCACUUGAGUGCCAUGCUGGCAUUUAAGCACAAAGUUUCAUUCAUCAUUCAACUCGAUCGUCGGCAAAUUCAGUGGUUCACAUCAUUCAUACCACGCUUUUUACGUACAUGUGGUGUCCUAGCUUUACUGUUUAUACAAAUUGUUUAUAUAUAUCAAGCCUUAUAUAAAUAAGAAAGGGGCAUAAAACUAAAGUCAAAUCCUUUUCUGGCUCUUUGUCAUUCUAUUUUAGUGGGCAUUGUUGUUUGUCGUGUAAGAAAGCUGGUGCAAUGUGCACCAUUAUUGUGCCUGAUUGAUUAAUGAUAUUUAAUUUUAUUGAUGUGA